UGUUUGGCGGCCAUUUCUCUUGACGCUCAAGGGUUCGGUCCUACGGGGGCUGCUGUGGACACGCGGGAUCUGCGGCAGCUGGGUUGGCGGCGGGUAGAGUGCAGCUUUCGCCUGUAUUCGCGAUGAGUUUACCUCUCAAUCCCAAACCUUUCCUCAAUGGAUUAACAGGAAAGCCAGUGAUGGUGAAACUGAAGUGGGGAAUGGAGUACAAGGGCUACCUGGUCUCUGUAGAUGGCUAUAUGAACAUGCAGCUUGCAAAUACAGAAGAAUACAUAGACGGGGCCUUGUCUGGACAUCUGGGUGAAGUUUUAAUAAGGUGUAAUAAUGUCCUUUAUAUCAGAGGUGUUGAAGAGGAAGAAGAAGAUGGGGAAAUGAGAGAGUAGCGUCUUUGUGUGUUUUUAUAUAUAUAUUUCUAGACAAUAAAGAUGUGUUGUUUUUCAGUUUGACUUGUGAACUAUCGUACAUAGAUAUUUACAUGCAAAGCUCAACUGUUGAAACAAUUGAAAGGUAAUUCACGGAACUAAUCCUUUAAAAACUCCCAGUUUCAUUUAAGUUGGUUUUCUUUUGUAAGCACAGUACUCUUUGUUUUCUAUGACAAAUAAUUAUAUACUUUAGAAAUUUUUAUGAAGGUAAAUUUCAGCCAUUUUCAUAUCAUUGUAGAAACUGAGACAUUUGAAAACCUUUUUGAACCACUUUUAACAUUUUCUUAGUGCUUCGUUUAGCAGCCUACAUAUUCUGCAUCAGUAUAAACUAAAUUAUAUGCAUACUGUAGCUAAAAUUACAUCUGAAAAUUAAAAUGAUUGCGGAGAUAGGGCAUAACAAAUCUUGAAAUGAUGUUUAGGCUGAAUAUGUAAGGUUUGUUCAUAUUAGAGAAUAAAGUUUUCUGAGUAGAACUUAAUGUGAAAUAAAAAUCAGUCUCAUGGUUAUGUUCUGAGACCGUAAUGUACUAUUCACUUAGGUUUAAAUCCCCGAAAUCCCUUCAGAUUUUAGAGUUGUACACUGUUAAAAGACACAUCCCACAGCGAUAACGGCGUGCUGUGAACUUCCUUACAGAGAAGUAAUCUAUCAUUUAAAUGUUCAUGUUGUCAGAGAAUAACCGUCAUUGCACUUCUGUGGUCAUUCCCCAUGUAGUUAGUGAAGUAAUCGUGGAUUUGUACCCCAACUGAGAACACAAAUAUGACAUGUUUAGCGGUGUGGAAUAAUAAUUAUGAAAAACGAAGCUUCAACGAAAGAAACUCAUUCCCAAGCCCAUGUAUGGCCUUUUCAGUAGAGACAGUCUUCAGUGGUGUAGGAUCACAUAUGGGCUGGGUAUGGCUCCUAAGGAGAGAAUCUGUGAAACAUUCUGGUAGUAAAACGUCUUUCAGCUCCUAUUCAACUGAAAAAAAAAUCUUCCUCCUGUGAUUUUGUUCUCGAAUCACUGACCAGAAGCGUUUUGUGUUUGUUACCAGAUGGAGGUUUCGAACGGUAGAUAAGUCGUCUUCCCACCUGAAACAAAAGAAAA
Molecule: messenger RNA, 1501 nt
Organism: Fukomys damarensis (Damara mole-rat)
Lineage: Eukaryota; Metazoa; Chordata; Mammalia; Rodentia; Bathyergidae
Gene: Snrpf
Product: small nuclear ribonucleoprotein polypeptide F
Exons: 4
Coding region: 123-383 (86 amino acids)
Biological process (GO): spliceosomal snRNP assembly; mRNA splicing, via spliceosome
Cellular component (GO): U1 snRNP; catalytic step 2 spliceosome
Molecular function (GO): RNA binding
Source: RefSeq, a predicted model, not a curated record